This is a messenger RNA of Microdochium trichocladiopsis, 2646 nucleotides long. Its product is annotated as putative aminopeptidase. Lineage: Eukaryota; Fungi; Ascomycota; Sordariomycetes; Xylariales; Microdochiaceae. Gene Ontology annotation, biological process: peptide catabolic process; proteolysis. The transcript has 3 exons. Gene Ontology annotation, cellular component: cytoplasm. The coding region runs from base 1 to 2646 and encodes 881 amino acids. Gene Ontology annotation, molecular function: metalloaminopeptidase activity; zinc ion binding; peptide binding. The record is from RefSeq and is a predicted model, not a curated record.
AUGGCGGACCGCGAUAUCCUCUCCACGGCCAUCAAGCCGUCCCACUACAACCUCUCCAUCUCCAACCUCAAGCAGGAGGAUUGGUCCUUCCAGGGCAAUGUCGUAAUUGACAUCUCCAUCGCCGAGGCGGCGACCGAGAUUGUCAUCAAUGCCAUCGAGCUCAAGCUACACAAGGCCAAGGUUGUGGCUGGUUCCAAGACCCUUGAGUCGUCAGACUUCUCCUACAAUGAGAAGAAGCAGCGCGUGACCAUCAAGUUCCCAGAGGAGAUUCCUGCUUCCGAGAAGGCCACUCUUGACAUCGCCUUCCAGGGAACCAUCAACAACGAGAUGCAGGGUUUCUACCGCAGCAACUACAAGCCCCCAGUUCCCGCCGCCGAUUCUGUUUUCCGUGACGACACCUUCCACUACAUGCUGAGCACUCAGUUCGAGGCCUGCGAUGCUCGUCGGGCGUUCCCUUGCUUUGACGAGCCCAAGCUCAAGGCCACCUUUGACUUCGAGAUUGAGAUUCCCGAGGACCAGGUCGCUCUCUCGAACAUGCCUGUCAAGUCUGCUACCAAAACCAGCAAUGGCCUGCAGGUUGUUGCAUUCGAGCGUUCGCCCGUCAUGAGCACUUACCUCCUCGCCUGGGCGGUUGGCGACUUUGAGUACAUUGAGGCCUUCACUGACCGCAAGUACAACGGCAAGCAGAUCCCUGUCCGUGUUUAUACAACCCGCGGUCUCAAAGAACAAGGACGCUUCGCCCUUGAGCACGCCCCCAAGACUAUUGACCUGUUCUCAGAGAGCUUUGGCAUCGACUACCCACUGCCAAAGUCUGAUCUCUUGGCGGUGCACUCUUUCAGCCACGGCGCGAUGGAGAACUGGGGUCUCGUCACCUACAGAACUACUGCUGUCCUCUUCGAUGAGAAGACCUCCGAUGCCAGAUACAAGAACCGUGUCGCAUACGUUGUCGCCCACGAACUUGCCCAUCAGUGGUUCGGAAACCUAGUGACUAUGGACUGGUGGGACGAGCUGUGGCUCAACGAGUCCUUCGCGACCUGGGCGGGCUGGUAUGCUGUAAACGAGUUUCACCCAGAGUGGGAGGUGUGGGCUCAAUUUGUCAACGAGGGUACCGAGAUGGCGUUCAAGCUCGACGGCAUGCGCGCUUCUCACCCAAUCCACGUCCCUGUCAACGAUGCUCUUGACGUAAACCAGAUCUUCGACCACAUUAGCUACCUCAAGGGCUGCUCCACACUACGCAUGUUGGUCAACCACCUCGGCGAGAAGACCUUUCUCCAGGGUGUUGGCGCCUACUUGAAGAAGAACGCCUAUGGCAAUGCCAAGACAGAGUCACUCUGGCAACACUUGAGCGAGGCUUCUGGAGUUGAUGUUACUGCUCUGAUGGACAACUGGAUUGAGAAAAUUGGACAUCCGGUCCUUACUGUUGCAGAGGAGCCCGGCCAGAUCUCCAUCAAACAGAACAGAUAUCUCGCGACUGGUGACGUCAAGCCAGAAGAGGACGAGACUGUGUGGUGGGUGCCACUGGCUCUCCAGGGCCAAGUUGGCACCAACGACAUCCAGAAGCUUGCUCUGACCGAGAAGGAAAUCACUGUCCGCAACAUUGACGAUGGCUUCUACAAGCUUAACAGCAAUGCUACUGGUUUCUACCGCACCAACUACCCGCCCGCUCGUCUUGCCAAGCUUGGGCAGCAGCUUGAUCGCCUUAGCAACGAGGACAAGAUCUCCAUCAUCGGCUCCGCAGCCGAUCUGGCAUUCUCUGGACUGGGCAGCACCCCGGCGCUUCUAUCGUUCAUUGAGGGAUUCGGUUCCGAGACCAACCACUUAGUCUGGUCGCAGGCUCUGGAUUCUCUUGGCCUAGUAAAGGCCAUAUUCGGCAGUGAUGAGGCCAUCAAGAAGGGCCUUGACAAGUUCACGCUAAAGCUCGUGGAUGGUGCUGUCAAUAGGGUCGGCUGGGAAUUCCCAGAAGGCGAGGACUACCUCACUGGUUUGAUGCGCAAGAGAAUUUUGCUCGCCGCGGUUGCCAGCGGCCACGAGUCUUCUCUCCAGCACGCCAAGUCUCUGUUUGAUAGCUGGGCAAAGGAGGGCAAGGCGAUCCAGCCCAAUCUGAGAUCUGUCGCCUAUCGUGCUGGAAUCAAGCUCAGUCCUGAGGAGGCUGUCACUGCCAUCAAGAAGGAGUGGUACUCGGGCACUGCCGUCGAUGGCAAGGAGGUCUCUUUGGCUGCCCUGGCUCAGGUCGACGACGAAGCCAUCAUUAGCAAGCUGUUCCCGUUCUUGUUCGACUCGUCUCCACCCGCGCACGCCUCCGAGUCUGUCCCCUCGGCCGACAUGCACACCCUUGGCGGCGGUCUUGCCGCCAACGGCACAGCCCGACCGCUACUUUGGAAGUACAUGCAGGAGAACUGGAAGCAGCUCGAAACCAAGAUGGCCAACCCCGUCGUCAUCGACCGUUUCGUGAAGCUCUCUCUCAACAAGUUUACCGAUGUCAAGUAUGUGGACGAGGUGGAUGCUUUCUUCGCUGACAAAGACACUUCCGCAUACAACCGCACGCUCGAGCAGGUCAAGGACGCCAUCCGUGGUAGGGCCGCUUACCGUGAGCGCGACAGUGCCGUGAUCAAGGAAUGGCUCGGCGCGCAUGGAUACAUCGAGUAA